Messenger RNA from Aspergillus brunneoviolaceus CBS 621.78, 820 nucleotides. RefSeq names its product B3/B4 domain-containing protein. Lineage: Eukaryota; Fungi; Ascomycota; Eurotiomycetes; Eurotiales; Aspergillaceae. Bases 56 to 784 code for a protein of 242 amino acids. Gene Ontology annotation, molecular function: RNA binding; phenylalanine-tRNA ligase activity. The transcript has a single exon. The record is from RefSeq and is a predicted model, not a curated record.
CUCUGCAUCCGAGGACCCAUACUUUCAAGACUCUCAAUCUUGACACUUGCUCAUAAUGAGUACCACACGAACCGCCCAAGCCCUACUCAAGGCCGCGCGCGUCGACCCGGCCAUCUUCCAGCUCCGCCCCGACUACCGCGCCCUCCUGAUGGUGGUCGAGAACAUCCCCCCAGGCCCCAGCGACCAAACCAGCGAGGCCCUCCUCGAACAAGCCGAAGCAAAUGUCAAGGAACUCUUAGCCAGCAAGUCCGUCACCGAGCUUCCGCACAUUGCCGCAUGGCGCGACACCUACAAGGCCUUCGGCGCCAAACCCCAGAAGACCCGGAACAGUUUGGAAGCGCUGACCCGGCGUGUCGAGGCGGGUCUGCCCCGGGUCAACCGUCUGACGGACAUCUACAACGCCAUCUCCAUCAAGCACCAGCUACCCUUUGGAGGCGAGGAUCUCGACAGGUACGACGGGGCACCAUUCCUCAUCCGUGCGACAGGCACGGAGCAAUUCCAGACCUUUUCCGGCGGGGAGCCGCAGACGGAGCUGGCGGCGCCGGGGGAGCCGAUCUGGUGCGACAGCACGGGGAUCACCUGUCGGCGCUGGAAUUGGCGGCAGGGUCCGCGGACGGCGUUGACGGAUGAGACGACCCGGGUGUUGUUCAUUAUUGAUGCCUUGGGGGAGGUGGUCUCGGAUGAAGCAUUGGAAAGCGCAGCUGAUGAGCUGGCGGAGGUGUUGAAGGGGCUUUCGCCGGAGGUGCAGGUGGCUCGGAGGACUAUUAGCGCAUCGUCGGAUUGAGCUUGGUGUCGGUCACUUUCUCUGUCGAAACGAGAU